AUGAAUCGUGAUGAUGUAAUGAAGAUAUUGGCCGACAGAGGUGAUGAGAAUGUGAUCAAAGCUGCCCGAAGAGCAAUGAAUCAUGAUUACAAUGAUAAGAACGAUGAAGAACUUAUAGAUACGGUUGUCGAUAAGAUGUUAGCUGAGACGCCGAAAGAUAAUCACAUGCUUCCAUAUAAUGAUAGUAUUUAUUGGGACCCAAAAGGCGAAUUAAACGACCUAAAUACCUACCACCAGCAUGAUGGCCGGCGAAUCUACAAGGGGGAGAGAUCCACAGUGCUGUAUUAUCCGUUCAUGGUGUCUAUUCAUGUGAUGGGAAGAUUUUGGACUCACAAUAAUAGAUUCUUCAGAGAGAACCCGAGGAUUCUCCAAGUGAGGGUUGGUAGCAAUCAUAGCAGGAUUGGAGGAGAAAUGAUUGAUGCCCUUGAGGUUUUCUUCCAUCCAACGUACGAUCCUAAAACUCUAAGAAACAACAUAGCUGUAAUCAGACUCCGUCGGCAUCUGUACUUCAAUUACCACCGGAUCCCGAAGAUCAUCGAUAUAUCUGACAGCCCUAACGCGGUCCCGGAUACAGCCGAGAUACUGUUACUAGGAUGGGGAGUUACUAAGAUGUCGCAAAAGCUUGAUACCAGACCGAUAUUUUUGCAAAGGAAAUUUUUGCCGGUCUACCCGAACACUUUCUGUAAAGAGGUUUACGGCGAUAAAUUCGUUUCGUCAACAAUGUUCUGUGCCGGGACACUGACGACGGGGGAAGGUGCUUGUGACCACGACGCAGGCGGUCCGGCGAUACUCUCCGGUCGUCUCGUGGGCAUUAUUUCGUUUGGCCCAACAAUCUGUGGGUACCCUAAUGCUCCUACGGUUUUCACUUUGGUUGGCGCUUACGCUGAUUGGAUAGAAAACAUCAGAAAUACAAUGCCCACAUACUAUACGGGUAAAAGACGCACCACCACCACCACCGUAUCACCGCUUCACGAUUACUUCGUGACCUGGGGUAGGAUGUACAGGUCAUCGCAGUAUACAACGAAUGGAAUGAAAGUCAUAAAUAGUCCCGUCAAGCCGGCGAUCAGAGGUGGCGACGACAGCGAAGAUGGCGGCUGGAGCAUCGAGCACUGA
Molecule: messenger RNA, 1113 nt
Organism: Bombyx mandarina (wild silkworm)
Lineage: Eukaryota; Metazoa; Arthropoda; Insecta; Lepidoptera; Bombycidae
Biological process (GO): proteolysis
Molecular function (GO): serine-type endopeptidase activity
Source: RefSeq, a predicted model, not a curated record